Messenger RNA from Fusarium vanettenii 77-13-4, 1320 nucleotides. RefSeq lists its product as uncharacterized. The transcript has 3 exons. The record is from RefSeq and is a predicted model, not a curated record. Lineage: Eukaryota; Fungi; Ascomycota; Sordariomycetes; Hypocreales; Nectriaceae. Bases 1 to 1320 code for a protein of 439 amino acids.
AUGUCAGCUUACAUGCAGAUGGGGAUGGAAAGAGCCCUUCAUGUCAUGGACAGUUGUGAAUCCAUCACGCCCAAUCGUCUUCCAAUAUCUCUGCAUUUGCGCCUGGCUAUGGUUUCUAAUACAUUUUGCCUCUUUCCCAAUCUCCCCAAAGAGAUCCAGGACCUGAUUUGGAAUGCCGCUGUGCGCCCUAUUCCAGGCACGCGGCAUGUGCACCGGUUCAUGGUCUUGGGGUCUCAGGAGCCAGACCACAGUUUCUCAGGCCAUCUUCUAGAUUUUACACGGUUUGGCAUCACUUCUACGGAAGAUUGCAACUUGAAUGAUCAAAAAGAGGAUGAGGUGGAUUCAUCUGGUGAACAGAGCGGCUUGACCGAAGAAGAGAAGGAAGAUGUUGUCUCACAUGAGGUGGCUCCGUCCAAGACACUGGUUCCUGGUUGCUGUUACCUCGCCAUACCACAUGACGCCUUGGACGGUGGUCCUAACGACUCUGUCUACGCUCUAGAUAGUGGCCUUUGGACGGCCUGCAAGGCCUCGCGGGCCGCCAUGGAAAAGUACUUCACGAAGAACGAGUGGUGGUCAGAGGCUGAAUGCGAAAAUGCCCCAAAGCGGCUCGCGACCUGCGGCGACUACAACCAAGAGAGGGGUGUUACUCACACGGCGUCGUACAAGAACAGCGACGCUUGCAUGGAAGAGUCCGAGGAUGGGGAUUUGGUGCCAAACCCCAGCUUCCUGGGACCCAACAUCGCCAUCGACUAUGACCCCUAUAUGUUCGAUCAAUGGCUCCCAGCCAGCACGCACCUUAGACGACCAGACGUGAAGUGGAACGCCAUGGGUCUGAGCCACAUGAUGGAGCUAUUCCACCACCAGGCAAAGAGAACGCUGUGGUUCAUUGACUACAGACUUCGAUCCAUUGAUUCACAUUACGCAAGCCGUGAGAUCUUGUCUGGAGAGUCUGUGCUGCGUUCAUCUGACGGUCAGGAGCGAGCAAUCUUUCGCUCCAACGAACUGGUGCUCAUCGAGGUGAAGCCGGAUGACAGGGAUAAGUGGUACAUGGACACAUCGAGCUACGAGUCACGAGGCGCCAGGUACACAGCAUUCGACUUCUUUAGGCUGUUGGCCAGGUCUGGAUAUGGGAACUUGGAGAUAGAUGGGUUUCGUCGACUGCGAGUUCUGGCGUGUCAGGCUGCGCCGGGCAAGACCCUUCGGCCAAGGCUGUCGGACGCGGUUGUAUGCCCAAGAGAUUCGUCGUGCAAGGUUUGCGGUCAGGCAGAUUCAUGGUGCUUAGUCGUAAAUAAGUCGGCGGAGGCAAAGGCAGCUGGAUAG